AUUCGUAUCAGAUUACUGGAUGGGCAGCAUACAUUCGGAACCAGUUACAUAACGACUCCUCUUGAGGUUGCUCAAGCAAUUUCAAAGCAGUUAUCUAAAGAAGUUGUCGUUGCUGUUGUUGAUAACUCAAUCUGGGAUCUACAAGCUCCCUUAACUAAUGAUUGCAGCCUUAAAUUAUUAAAAUUUCGCGAUGAUCCACUAGCAAAACAGGUAUUUUGGCAUUCAUCAUCGCAUUUGUUAGGUUAUGCGAUGGAAAAGCUUUAUGGUAGUGAGGUUCCAGUACAAUUAUGUAACGGUCCUCCACUAGAACAAGGUAAUGUUUCUCUACCAGAGGGGGACUUGAAUAAGUUAGAAAAAAUUGCUGUUGAUCUCGUAAAAGAGAAUCUUUCUUUUGAAAGAAUUGAAUUAACUAUAAAUGCUGCACUGGAAAUGUUUCGAUACAAUCCGUAUAAAAUAGAGAUUAUCAAGAAAUUGGAUCCUGGUGAUACCAUAACCGCAUAUAAGUGUGGAGAUUUCAUAGACCUAUGUCGAGGGCCACAUCUUCCUAGAACAGGAAUGAUUAAGGCAAUUGCUAUGACAAAGGAAUCCAGUGUGCACAAGAGUGGAGACACUAGUUCUGCGCAACUGCAGCGCGUAUAUGGGAUAGCGUUUCCGAAAAAAGAUCUGCUUAAGGAUUGGCUUAAAAUGCAACAAGAAGCUAAGGAGCGUGACCACCGUACCAUUGGAAAAGACCAGAAACUGUUUUUCUUUAAUCCUUUGAGCCCUGGUAAUGCUUUUUUACUGCCACAUGGAUUGAGAAUUAUAAAUAAAUUAAAAAAUUUCUUAAAAGAUGAAUACAGGGUUCGCGGAUACCACGAGGUAGAAACACCGUUAACUUUUAAUCAAGAGCUUUGGGUGCAAUCUGGUCAUUGGGAUCAUUAUAGUGACGACAUGUUUCGGCUGCAAUCUGAUCCACAAGAUCAUGAAAAUCGGGGCUCAAUUAGCCUUAAACCUAUGAACUGUCCCGGACACUGUCUAAUUUUCGGUAAUGAGCGACAUUCCUAUCGUGAUCUUCCAGUCCGAUUAGCGGAAUUUAGCGCUUUGCAUAGAGAUGAACCUUCAGGCUCGUUGGGUGGAUUAACACGCUUACGUCAGUUUCAUCAAGACGAUGCCCAUAUCUUUUGUACUAAAGAUCAAAUCGGGGAAGAAGUUCAGGAUUGUUUGGAUUUAAUCAAUAAGGCGUAUUCGAUAUUCGAUUUUAAUUAUACGAUGAAGCUAUCAACUCGCCCGGAAGGAUACCUUGGAGAAACUGCUGUUUGGGAAGAGGCUGAAAAUCGACUAGUUAAUAUUUUGAAUAGCACUGGAAAAGAAUGGAGUGUAAACGAUGGAGAUGGUGCUUUUUAUGGACCAAAAAUUGAUGUAAUGAUUCAGGAUGCUAUUGGCAGAAGUCAUCAAACUGCUACCAUACAACUAGACUUUCAACUACCCAAACGUUUUAAUCUGCAGUUUAUGAAUUCAUCUGGAGAGCUAGAACACCCCGUUAUUAUCCAUCGAGCCAUUUUCGGCUCAUUUGAAAGAUUUUUGGGAAUAUUGAUUGAACAUACUGCGGGAAAUUGGCCAUUUUGGAUAAGCCCGAGACAGGUGUCUGUUUGCAGCGUUUCUGAGAGACAUAAUGAUUACGCAAGAGAAAUCUGCGACAGCCUUAAGAUUAACGGCUUAUACGCUGAUUUAGAUAUUACUGAUGUAGUUCUUAAUCGAAAAAUUCGACUAUCGCGUUUAGCUGGUUAUAAUUACAUUGCGGUCGUUGGCAAGGAGGAAUUUGAAAGUAAGUAA
This is a messenger RNA of Trichoplax adhaerens, 1812 nucleotides long. RefSeq lists its product as uncharacterized. The annotation marks the transcript as partial. The transcript has 21 exons. Gene Ontology annotation, cellular component: cytoplasm. Gene Ontology annotation, biological process: threonyl-tRNA aminoacylation. The record is from RefSeq and is a predicted model, not a curated record. NCBI's taxonomy places the organism in Eukaryota, Metazoa, Placozoa, Uniplacotomia, Trichoplacea, Trichoplacidae. Gene Ontology annotation, molecular function: ATP binding; threonine-tRNA ligase activity.